This is a messenger RNA of Annulohypoxylon truncatum, 213 nucleotides long. RefSeq lists its product as uncharacterized. Gene Ontology annotation, cellular component: mitochondrial inner membrane. Bases 1 to 213 code for a protein of 70 amino acids. The transcript has 3 exons. Lineage: Eukaryota; Fungi; Ascomycota; Sordariomycetes; Xylariales; Hypoxylaceae. The record is from RefSeq and is a predicted model, not a curated record.
AUGGCUGGUGAUCCUCAGCCCACGCCUCCCGGCUCAAGGAAGAUUCCUCUUUACUGGCCUAUAGCACGAGCUCCCAUUCCGGCCACUCCAGCCCCUCGCAUCUACAGAUACACUGCGACCGCCCUAGGCGCAAGCAUGUGGUUCUUCUUGAUGUACCGAGCGAAGAAAGAUGGCCCUGUCUUGAUGGGCUGGAAGCACCCGUGGGACCACUAG